CCGCUCACAGUCCGUUGGCGGAUUCUCUCGCGAUCGCUCGCAUCGUUUGUUGGUGGUGCUGUGGCUCGUCUAGCGGCGGCGUGCGUGAUCAACCAAGUGUAUCCACGUGUGAUUCUCGGCAACAAUCGUGGUGACAAUUGGUUCCAGCUUAGCCAGCGGAGCAUUGGGUUAAUGAAAACGAUCCCGGUCUGUUUGACCUUUUCGUGAACUGGCAUACGAUUAGAAGAAAAGGAGAGAAUAGGGUUAGUGUUGGAGUUGUUGUUGGUGCCAGCAGUUUGGAACAGGUUCUCGAAAGAAGGAAAGUGAGAAAGAAAGAAAGAAAGAUGGAAACAGAAGGCGAUAAGAACGCGGAUGCCGUUGAGAUCAACAUAGAGGGCGAGAUGGAGUCUGUCGACGUGCCGGAUGCUGGCCGAAGUCGUCCAGCAGCUCAGGCGCGUCCACAACGCCGUCGGUUAAGCCCUGGGGCGGCCAACAACACGCCGGGAGCACCAGCGGCAGCAGCAUUAACCAAUGGACGCCGCAGUCGCUCGAAUAGUCGCUCCCCGGGUCGACGAAAACGCGAUACAGAGAUGGCACUGGCCGAUGCAGUUCCGCUCUUACCUGCCGGAAACCACAACGCCGGGGAGGCAGAUUUGCCCCGGCCGAGACCACCAAUGGCUGGACCGGAGAUCGACGAUGAAGAUGAAGAGGACGGCGUCGAUAGAACGACGACAGGAUUCGAUCCAAACAAUCCGGAUCGUGGAAUUGACAACGGGUUUCUGGAGCCAGCGGAAGAGCGAUCGAACGAUGAAAGAGGUACAACGGAUCGAGCCGGUAGACGUGGUGGCAGACGCAAUCAAGGACCAGCCUUUCCAUAUGCGCCAGGAUUUGCCCCCGAUGGAACGUUAAAUGUCCAAACCACCGACAGUGGCCAAAUCAUUCCAGAUGUGAACGUGUACCAGCAGAAGAAGAAUUUGGCGCAGGGUAUGAUGGAUUUGGCGCUCCUCUCGGCCAACGCCAACCAGCUGCGCUACGUGCUGGAUUCAGGAAGGACGAGCCACCCUUACUACUACAUCAACCUGAUUUUAAUCUCGAGUAGCAUCAUCGCUCAAGUGGCGGUCGGUAUUGGGCUGAUCUAUAAGAGCCGGUACAACAUCAAGAAGGAGGAAGAUUUCUGCAAAGCCGAUCGCAUCAACAACCUCGUCACGAUCGGUAUCUUUAUCAUCACGAUCGUGAACGUCUUGAUAUCGGCGUUCGGUAUGGCCGAUACAAAUCCCGCCAAUUCCAAUUAGUGAAAGGAAGAUUAUCUUUAGUUUAAAACACCAAGCCACCAGCAACUGGCGUGCGAUACAAUCUCAAUAAAUAUGUAUUUCAUCUCGCUCACAUUUUAGAGAGCGACCAAACGUA
This is a messenger RNA of Anopheles aquasalis, 1386 nucleotides long. Its product is annotated as ninjurin-A-like. NCBI's taxonomy places the organism in Eukaryota, Metazoa, Arthropoda, Insecta, Diptera, Culicidae. Gene Ontology annotation, biological process: cell adhesion; tissue regeneration. Gene Ontology annotation, cellular component: membrane. The record is from RefSeq and is a predicted model, not a curated record.